Gallus gallus (chicken) is the source of this 7978-nucleotide messenger RNA. It is a transcript of the gene RIF1, whose product is annotated as replication timing regulatory factor 1. Gene Ontology annotation, biological process: telomere maintenance. NCBI's taxonomy places the organism in Eukaryota, Metazoa, Chordata, Aves, Galliformes, Phasianidae. The transcript is spliced from 35 exons. Gene Ontology annotation, cellular component: nucleus. The record is from RefSeq and is marked validated. Bases 87 to 7067 code for a protein of 2326 amino acids.
GCGCACGCCGCCAUCUUGGCCCGGGAGACGGCGCGGGGCGCGCGGAGCGGGCUGCAGGCCCGGCCCGGCCCCCGCCCUGCGGCACCAUGAGCGGCACCGUGAGCGCCGCCGCCGGUCUGCGGCCGCUGCUCGAGACGCUGCAGGACCCCGCAGCCCCCGCGGGGGACCUCACGGACGCGCAUCUCUCUCUCGUCAACCGCCUGUCUGGUGAGGAAGGCAGAGAAUUCGUUGCAGCUGUCAGAAAACACUUCCCUCGACUUUGCAAAGUAUUUAAGGCACACAUUUCUAGUGAAAAUUCAGAGCUGAGUAACGCAGCAUUACAGGCCUUGGGGUUCUGUGUUUUUAAUUCGAAGAUUACCUCUGAAUUAUCCGCAUCUGAAGUAGAAGAUUUGCUUUCCACAUUGAACAGCAUUGCUGUGAAGACUUCAGACAAAAACACUCGCACUCGGGCACUUUGGGUGAUCUCUAAGCAGACGUUUCCUUCUGAAAUUAUUAAAAAGGAGGUAUCCAGUCUUAUUUCUACACUGGAAACUAUACUUACUAAAGGAGAUGUACAGUCUAUGAUUGUGGAGUAUGAAGCACUGAAUGUUGUCAUACGCUUAAUGGAGCAGGCUCCAGCCCAGAUGGGAGAAGAGGCUGUGAGGUGGGCAAAGCUGAUCAUCCCACUGGUCGUCCAUUCAGCUCACAAAGUGCAGUUACGAGGUGCCACUGCGCUGGAGAUAGGCAUGCCACUGCUGCUUCAGAAACAGCAGGAGGUGGCAGCUGUAACUGAGCAUCUGAUGACCACGAAAUUAAUUUCGGAACUUCAGAAAUUGUUUUCUACUAAAAACGAGACAUAUGUUUUAAAGCUGUGGCCGCUGUUUGUCAAGUUACUUGGGAAGACUCUGCAUCGUAGUGGCAGUUUCAUCAAUUCUUUGCUGCAGCUGGAGGAACUUGGAUUCCGUAGUGGCUCACCUGUGGUCAAGAAAAUUGCUUUCAUUGCAUGGAAGAGUCUAAUAGAUAAUUUUGCUCUAAAUCCAGAUAUUUUGUGCAGUGCUAAAAGGCUGAAAUUGCUGAUGCAGCCACUGAGCUCAAUCCACGUGAGAACAGAGGCUUUGGCACUGACAAAGCUGGAGGUCUGGUGGUAUCUACUCAUGAGGCUGGGACCUCAGCUGCCUGCCAACUUUGAACAGGUCUGCAUACCAUUAAUCCAGAGCACUCUAAGUGUAGAUUCAGCUGCUGCACUACAGGGAACUCCCUCACGUGUGCCAUCCAAUCCCAAUUCAGCAAACCCUCCGCAGAAACCAGGUCCUUAUCCGUUUGCAAGUCCAGCCACACCAAGGAUGAACUUGAAUUCCAGUACUGCAGGACUGGUGGCAAUUCCUUCCAUUCAGCUCCUGGGAAUUGAAAUGCUGCUUCACUUCUUGAUGGGACCAGAAGUUUUGGAGUUUGCAAAGCGAAACAAACUUGUGCUUAGUUUAGAGCCUCUCCAGCACCCCCUGAUCAGUAGCCCAUCCUUUUUCUGUAAGCACGCCAGCACGUUUAUAAAUGCAGUUCAGGAUGGAUUUAUUGCGGUUGGAAAAGAAGUUCCCGAAUCUAUGCUGAAUUGUAUCUGGAAGGACAUAAAUGGACAUGUGAAAGCAGCUAUUGAAUCAGGUAAUAAGAAAGAAAAGCAAGGAUCAGAAGUACUGACCAUGUUGCUCCAGGCUUUAAAAAACAUUGUUAGAUCGAAUUCUCUUCCUGUACAGAAAAUACUGUCCCUCAUUGAUAUUACUGUGAAGGAAUUACCUCCAAAAGUAUUGGGAUCACCAGCUUAUCAGAUUGCUGAUAUGGAUCUUUUAAAUGGAACACCAGCUUUGUUCUUAGUUCAGCUGCCUUUCCAUAACAACCUCUUGGAGUGGUGUGUGACAGAUGAGAGAUUCUUCAUCAUUCUGGAAACUCUUAUGCGCUAUGUUUUAUCCGGACCUACAUCUCUGUUGGCUUUCAGUGAGUCUGUGCUGUGUGUUAUUAAUCAGAACGCCAAGCAGGUGGAAAACAAGGAGCAUCUUUGGAGGAUGUGGAGUAUUGUUGUUAACCCGCUGACUGACUGGAUUAACCGGACUAAUGAAGUAAAUCAAGGGGACGCACUGGAGCACAAUUUCAAUGCUGUUUAUAAUGCUCUGUUGCUACCAGUGUCCCAUAUCUUCCCUGUUCAGGAAUUUCCACAGCCAACUAUGAAAUCCUUGCUGCGUGCUUGGUCAGACCUCUACAGAGCAUUUGCUCGCUGUGCUGCUUUGGUUGCAACAGCAGAAGAAAACCUGUGCUGUGAAGAACUGUGUGCCAAAAUAAUAUCUGGGCUAGAAGGUGAAACUCCAGUAAUGUCUGCAAUGCUGGAUGGUCUCACCCAUGUUGUGGCAGUUAUGGUGGACUGCAUCAACUUUGCACCCUAUGGUACUAAAUAUCAGCCCAAAAAUAGAUCUCCACAGACACCUACUGACUGGUCUAAGAAGAAAAGGGAGCCCCUUGGGAAGCUCUCCUCCCUGUUCAAGCUUCUGGUGAUGCUACUGGAUUCCUUCCAUGCUCUCAGUUCUGAAGACGCCUGCCCAGAACCAUUGGCCUCUGUCGGUCAUUCACUUAUUGCUGUUCUUCACAACAUCAUCAGCCACAUUUCAUUGCCUUCAAUGAUUGGGACUAUGUUUGCAGUUUUUUCAAAACCACUGGCAGUGUUUUAUGAAAAAACAAAGCUUGCUGACGUACCUAAAGCAUACAGUAACCUUAACAGCAAGCUUGAAAAACUCCUGGCUGAGAUUAUCCUGUGUUUGCAGUCCCACUGCAUGGGCUGCUAUGACAGUGAGCUGCUGGAGCAGCUUUCUCCAUUGCUCUGUGUAAUAUUUCAGCAUAAGAGCAAACAGAUGCGCAAGCAGUGCGCCAACUUCUGGAACACAACAUUUGCUAAGGCUGCAUCGUUGACCUACCCUGAAGAAUUAAAACCUGUGUUAAGCCAAGCCAAACAGAAAAUGCCCCUCUUGCUGCCUGGUUUUGAAAGCAUUGAGAUAGCUGACGAACAAAGCGGCCCAUUCUCUGAUGAGGCAGAAAACUCCCAAUGGGAUGCAAAGCUGAGUGGGAUGGAAGUAAACUUGGGUCAGAAACGAGACUCUAUAUUGGCCCAGACAGGUGAACUAAAAAAUGAAGUUAAAGACAAGUCUGAUAACGUGCAAGUCACAUCUGCAAAGUUGAAAUUGGAGUUUUCAGCUUCAAAGCCUAAAAGUGACGUACUUCUGGAAGAGGAGAAAUCUGUUGAUUUUGUGUUCAUUCCCCCAGAAACAAAAGCAAGGAUAUUGACAGAACAUCAAAAAGAAGUGCUUAGGUCAAAGAGAGUUGGUAUUCCUGCUAUGUACAACAAUUUAGACUCAUCACAAGAUACUACCUUAUUUUCUCAGUAUACUCAGAGCCAGGAAGACUCUUUGGAGAAGUCACCUUUAGAAAAUGCAAAAGAAGAUUUUAAAAACAAUCCUCAGGAAGAAAAUGGAAAGAGUGAAAGCUGUAUUGCUGAUUCAGAUGGAAACACAGGGGACUGCAAAGUGGAUAAUCCUCUGGAGGAUGUGAAAGAGAAGUCUGCUUAUCACAUAGAGAAGAACUCAAACAGCGAAGAAGAGUCGUCAAGGGGUGAUAGAACUGGAAUCAUUGGAGAGGAGUCAUCAGUUGGAGAGGCAUUAGAAAAAAGUGGUACAGAAACAGCUUCAAAGGAGUCCUUAGUAGGGAAUGAAAACACUUCAGCUAUCAGCUGCAGUUCUACUUCAAGCGAUGUGAUCUGUGGAACGCCACAGCCUGCGAGCCGACGGCAAUCUUUUAUUACACUGGAGAAGUUUGAUAGUUCAGAGAGCAGGCCCUUCAGCCCUUCAGCUUUAAACAGUGUGUCAGAGGUGUCUCAAAGUGCUUCUGUGCCGGAUAAACAGGGAAAUAUAAACGUAUGCAAGACUGGUCGUAAGCCAGGGAAGUCUGGGGAAGAGAGUAGAAAGUCUUCACAAUCCGAGCAGAUUUCUGCUGCAAAACGAAGGCUGACGCGCAGGCAGAGUAAAAUGGAGCAGCAAGGAAAUCAGCAGGCCAAGCUGGUAACUAACUCAGAACAAGAAAAAGGUGCUCAGGAGUCUUUCGUUUCCAAUAGCGUGGAAAAUAGUCCCGAAUCACCUUGCUCAAUGGAGGACACGGAGCGUGUUCUCACUGCUCAGCCCCAACCUGUCAGCUCUCCAGAACCAGACAUCAAAAAAGCUGAAGCUGUAAUGGCAGAAAUAGAAAAGGUCCGGGCGUUUGAAAUGGAUUCUAAAGAAAAUACACCCCCGAAGACGGCCGUGUCCUCCGAGCAGGUAAUGGGUGAUGGCAGUCAGGGCCCACAUGCAUCUCUUAGUCAGAAAACACUGAGACGUUCUUCGAGACGGCGGUCAGAAAAUGCAGAGAUGGCAGCAGGUAGUCAGGAUAAGGAGGAUGGCUACCAAAAAAAAGACAAACGUAAAGAAGAUGAAAAAGCCCUGCAGAAGAAGGUGCCCCAGACUAAAGAGGAUGCAUCCCAGAAGCAGAAAGCAGUCUGUGGGAAAGCUUCAGAACAUGCCAUCAAAAAAGAAAGCAGCCUACCUGAGAGAAGUGCUGCAGAGGACUUGGGCUCAAAGGAGCCUCCUGCUGCAAAGGGAGCUGAUGAGGAAGCAAACAGAAGUGCUGGGAAGCCAGAAGACACAUUAAAGAGUGACUCGGAAGGUCAGGACUGUAGCUCAGAUACAGUAAGUGAGAAGAAAAGGGAGCGGCCACGAUACCACACCAGGAGGAGUUCACAAGGAUUGCUUUCCAGCAUAGAAAACGCAGAGGCUGAUGGCUCUGAGACCAAGAAGGAAAGUUUAAAGAAAAAAUCUGGAAAAACAAAAAAUAAAAGUGAUUCUCUUGAAGGUAAACGAAAAGAUGUCCAGCCAGAAAGCCAAAGCCAUGGGGUGUCUUCUCAAGUAGAUGAAAGUAAGAAUCUGUCAGGGAUGAAUGAAAGUGAAUUAAGCAGUGAAGUCAGCACAGAUGCAGCAUUGAUGUCUGCACCAUCUGAUGUGAAAAAUCAAGUGCUGCUUGCAGGUGCUGACGAAGCUGAGGGGUCUGCCAGCUCAAGGACUUCUCCCAGUACUCAGAAUGUGAGCGUGGAACAAAGCAAAGCUGGUGUGUUGCCAGAAUCUUUCAGUGACCCACGUGUGUCUGAUGAAGUUUUGAAAGGAGAUGAAAAUAAAUGCAUUGAAAAGCAAAGCUCUGUGGAACAGCAUUCGAGUGUUCAGCCUGAGAACGUACAAGGAGCAAACACUUCAGGUAGUGACCUCUCCUCUUUGCAAAUGCAGGACUGUCAGCACAAGAGAAGCAAAAGGGUGAGAAAAGCCAAGAGCUGCGACUGCUGCUCGAAAAGAGUGAAGCAGCAAACAUCACUCAGUGAGUCAAAAAGUGAGGAUCCUCGUGAGCUGAUUGAGCCUCAGGCCACACCAGUGCAGAUGGCUGUCAGUACAGCAGAGGUGUCUGGCAGCUCGAAUCUGGAGGAGAGCUUGUCCAUCACACCUUGUGCCAUGAGCACACCGCUGCCUCCUGCUAAGGAGUCCGGUAUGUUGAGCUUGGAAAGAGAGAGAACGUGUGAAGACAACCUGCAAGGAAAUUCUGGUGUUAUGAAGGAAGAGGCAGAGAAUCCACCACACACAGCAGGUGAAGUCAGUGAUCCUGUAGUGGAAAUAAAAGUGAAAGAAGAGGUUGAUGGGAACGACAGAGCUGAGCAGUGUGUGUCUGUGUCUGAGUGUGCUUCGGAUGAGCCCGGCGACAGCUCUGUGGCUGCAGGGGAUCAAAGUGAAGAGAAGGCAGCUGUAGAAAAGGAAGAAGAAAGCCAGCAUGGGGAAGUGGAGGAGGUCCCUGAGGCUGAUGGUAGCAAACCUGAGACAAAACAGAUGGAUGAGCUGGAAGGCAAUCGGGACGGCAAGGAGGAAGCUGAGAACGCUCUGGAAGAAGUUUGCAUUACUCCAGAUAACGAGAUGAGAGAGGAACUGCUGGAAGCUGAAAUCACAGUGCCUGAGAAUGUGGCUGUAGGCAACAAAGAUGUAGUAGUAGAAAAUAAGAGUGCGGAUUCGCCUCAGAAGCCAGAAGGCCUGGAUUCUUUCACCUCGGUCAAUGGGAGCCCCAGCGGUGUGCAGGCACGCUGCACGUGGUCUCCUUCAGCUUCCCCAUCCACCAGCAUUUUGAAGAGAGGUGUAAAAAGGCACCACGAGGACGAUUCCUUGUCACCUGCUAAUAAGAUUCGUCGGGUCUCUUUUGCCAAUCCCAUCUAUCAGGAAGGACUGGCUGACGACAUAGACAGGAGAAGUCCUGUCAUUAGAUCCCAUUCUUCACCGUCUUCACGAAGUCUUAAAAUCUUAUCUAAUAUUCAGACUAAGCAUAUUACAACUCCAACCAAAGGAUUUCUGUCCCCAGGAUCUCGUAACCCUAAAUUUAAGAGCUCAAAGAAGUGUUUAAUGACAGAAAUGGUGAAGGAGUCACUGCCUUCCCCUACGGAAUGUGUGUAUCCUGCCUUAGCUGGGUGUAAGGCACCCGUUGAUGUAAUUUUACCUCAGAUCACAUCAAAUAUAUGUGCCAGAGGUCUGGGGCAGCUCAUUCGAGCGAAGAACAUAAAGACAGUGGGAGAUCUCAGCGCUCUGACAGCAUCGGAAAUCAAAACGCUUCCCAUCCGUUCCCCUAAAGUUUCCAAUGUUAAAAAAGCUCUCAGAGGAUAUCACGAGCAACAGGUAAAAUCUCGAGGGUGUGAAGAAAUCGGAGCGCUCGAAGACGGGGAGAGAACAGUCAACAGUGCAGAGGAUAAAUCUCCUCCUGUGGAUGAGGACAAACUUGCAACGGAUCUGGGUGAAGCCAUUGCCCUGAGCAGCAGCAGCCCACCCCCUGCAGAUCUUCUGAGCCAGAUGGAUUUGCUCGCUGCUCAGCUCACCUCCGAAGAUCUCCGCAGCUACCCCGGCAGCCGCCUGUUUGAGAUGCAGGAGAAGCUGGCCAGCAUGUCAGACUGCAUCAUGAAAACCCUGCGGUCCCGGUGGAGGUCACCGCCCCACGACAGCGCUGAGUAGUUGCUUAGAAUUCCUGAGGAAGGAGGAUUUGGUUACAAGUCUUCCCACAAAGCGUAGUUUUCUUACUGGUGAGUUAAUCCGUGAGCUGUACGUUUUGUACCAUAGAAGAUUUUUUAACACCUAUAUGAUCAAAAUGUAUCAUGCUUUACUUCUCCUAUCUGGUUUUUUUAACUUGUAGGAUUGUUUAUUCCCCAUUAGAGAGAUUUCUAUUACAUUGCUAUGCAUGUCUCUUUCAGGUAGUGAAAGAGAACUUGAUCAAGUUGUGCAAUAGCAAAGACUGAAACCAAACUAACAGAGUAGUUAAGUUAUUUUUUCAAAUCCAAAAAGUGUUCUUACUGCUGUAAACUCAAUAUAUAUGGUGAGAGAUGGCUCUCAGCUCUGUUCUCGUGCUGCCCGUGUCAGCUUCCUUCAGAGCUGCUGAAACCCUUCAGCACUUCUGUACUGGGAAGCUCUGCUCGGUUCCCUGCAGUAGCAGCAGUGGGUGAUCACAGUACUGACAGCGGGGUGGCACAGGUGUUUGUGUGUGUGCUGUUAUAGGGCACGGUGCAGCUGGGGACAAAAGCAACGGUGCGAGUGAGAGACUUGGCACAACUUGUUGGCCUUUUCCUGUGUUCUAACAGCUUUGUUUGCAGCAGCUCUCCUGUGGUGGAGAAGACCCCCUUUUCCCUUUGUGGAAAUAAAUGGAUUUGACGUGGGUUCUUUGUAUAUUAUGUAUAGGCUUGUGAUUGCAGAUGUUGGUUAAUAAUUUAUGGUUUUUAAUUGCAUGGAAUGCACUGCUGCUUCUCAGAGACCUUCAGAGUUCUUCGUUUUUACCCCUGAAAUCUGAUUUGUAUAUAUUGGACAUUUAUGGAAAGGAAUCGUUCCAGGUGUUAGAACUUCAACAUGUGCAAAUAAAACAGCAAUUAGUUCCC